Eutrema salsugineum is the source of this 1383-nucleotide messenger RNA. RefSeq names its product enoyl-[acyl-carrier-protein] reductase, mitochondrial. Bases 67 to 1197 code for a protein of 376 amino acids. Gene Ontology annotation, biological process: fatty acid metabolic process. The transcript has 10 exons. NCBI's taxonomy places the organism in Eukaryota, Viridiplantae, Streptophyta, Magnoliopsida, Brassicales, Brassicaceae. The record is from RefSeq and is a predicted model, not a curated record. Gene Ontology annotation, cellular component: mitochondrion. Gene Ontology annotation, molecular function: trans-2-enoyl-CoA reductase (NADPH) activity.
GGCCUUUUUCUUCUUUUCAGCUUUUCAGCCGAGCGCUCUGUGUGUGGUGAGAGGCGGAGGAGAGAAAUGGCGGCGUUGAUGAAGUCAGUCACCGUCCGAGCUCUGAAGUUCUCGCCGGCGGUGAAAUUCAGGCUGACCCGAUGCGGCGGAACACCAGAACUCUCUAUUCGAUCAAUCUCUUCCGUCAUGUCGCCACCGUCAAAAGCCAUCGUGUACGAACAGCACGGCUCUCCCGAUUCUGUCACCAGAUUCGUGAAUCUCCCGCCGGUGGAAGUAAGAGAAAACGAUGUAUGCGUUAAAAUGCUCGCCGCACCGAUCAAUCCCUCUGAUAUCAACCGAAUUGAAGGUGUUUAUCCGGUGAGGCCUCCGGUACCAGCAAUUGGUGGUUAUGAAGGUGUUGGGGAAGUCUAUACAGUUGGCUCCAAGGUCAAUGGUCUUUCUCCUGGUGAUUGGGUUAUUCCAUCUCCACCAUCUUCAGGGACUUGGCAGACGUAUGUUGUGAAGGAGGAGAGUGUGUGGCACAAAAUCGACAAAACGUGUCCAAUGGAGUAUGCGGCGACGAUCACUGUUAAUCCAUUGACGGCUUUAAGGAUGCUUGAAGAUUUUGUGUCUUUAAACUCCGUAGGAGAUUCUGUGGUACAGAAUGGUGCAACGAGUAUCGUGGGUCAAUGUGUAAUCCAGUUAGCUCGGCUCCGUGGCAUCAGUACCAUCAAUAUUAUACGUGACAGGGCUGGGUCGGAUGAUGCAAAAGAGAAUCUGAAAGCUCUAGGUGCAGACGAAGUGUUUUCAGAGAGUCAACUCAAUGUCAAGAACGUGAAAAGUCUUUUGGGGAACUUACCUGAACCAGCUCUGGGAUUCAACUGUGUUGGUGGCAUUGCUGCCUCUCUUGUGCUCAAAUUUCUGAGGGAAGGAGGAACCAUAGUAACAUAUGGUGGUAUGUCUAAGAAGCCAAUCACUGUGUCAACAACUUCUUUCAUCUUUAAGGAUUUGGCCUUGAGAGGAUUCUGGCUGCAGAAUUGGUUGAGUUUAGGUAAAGUAAAAGAAUGCAGAGAGAUGAUAGACUAUCUCCUUGGGCUUGCUCGGGACGGGAAGCUAAAAUACGAAACGGAAUUGGUUCCUUUCGAGGAGUUCUCUGUUGCUCUUGAUAAAUCUCUUGGGAAGUUAGGUAGACAACCUAAACAAGUCAUCACAUUCUGAAGCUUCGUUUCUUGUGAGGCGUUUAGUAAGUGUUUGCCACCUCUGAUUAGUAUUUAGCUAUUAGUAAUCUGAUAAUUCACAAUGUACUUUUAUUGUAAUCUCUGUUUCUUCUUGUCUAAUGUAACAGAAACAAUAAUAAUGUUAAGACUUGAGAAACCAGAAUAAAUCAUUAUGCUCAUUUUCAGA